Impatiens glandulifera is the source of this 348-nucleotide messenger RNA. RefSeq names its product protein GL2-INTERACTING REPRESSOR 1-like. Lineage: Eukaryota; Viridiplantae; Streptophyta; Magnoliopsida; Ericales; Balsaminaceae. The coding region runs from base 1 to 348 and encodes 115 amino acids. The record is from RefSeq and is a predicted model, not a curated record. The transcript has a single exon.
AUGAGUCGAAGUGGCGGUUCAAAGUUAGAUUUGCAGUUGAACCUCUCAUCGGUCAGGGGUAACCUUCGCCGGCGAGAAUCACCACCCGGGACAUCUGUAUCUGUAUCUCCUCCCACCUCAUGUCUCUCGUCUGAACUCAACUAUGAAGAGGGUGUGACCAUGAGGCACUCGGGCAGUCCAGAAGCCACAUCCAUGGUGUUGGUUGGCUGUCCGAGGUGCCUCAUGUAUGUUAUGCUAUCUGAGGAAGAUCCUCGUUGUCCUAAGUGCAAAAGCACUGUCUUGCUUGAUGUCGGAAACAAGACCCCAUCAACGGCCACCGCCGGAAAAAGGAAGGGCAAGAAGAACUAG